AUGCGACUUUUGAGGGGAGGGUUGGGCCUCCUGCUGCGGCCGGGAAUCCACCGAGGGCCCGAGAGGCCGCUUUACGAGCAAGGCCAGAGCCCCUCGCCCCGGACCCGCGAGUACUUCUACUACGUGGACCACCAGGGACAGCUGUUUCUGGAUGAUGCCAAAGUCAAGAAUUUCAUCACAUGCUUCAAAGAUAAGCAGUUCCUGGUGUUCUUCUUCAAGCAGCUCCAGGUCAAUCGCAGUGGGCGCUACGAAGAGGCCUUCCCCUUCCUCUCGCCUUGCGGACGAGAACACAACUACAUCCGCUGUGAUGACGUCCCCAUCGUCUUCACCCACCUCUUACAAGGAGUAUCCGGUGAGGAGCAUCUGUCCUACUGCGGCGGAGCAGAGAAGCUGGCGGUGCCCUUCCAGCCGGAGAAGCUGGUGAUGCUGCCUGAGAACGGGCGCCUCUACCACCCGGGCCCGGAAAAGGCCGGCGGAGUGGGUCUGGUGAAGUCGGCCCUGGCCUUUGAGCUGAGCCCUUCCUUCGAGUACGAACAGGGGCCCGGGAAGGCGCCCACACACUUCCGCUGGAAGGACAAGUGCCACAUCCUCACCAACGAACUGCUGCCGAAAAUCCGGGGCAAAGAGAAAGAGGGAGGCUGAGAGAACUUGGAACAGGUCAGUUUUCUGCAAAUGCAUUUGGAUAAGAGACAACUUUGGGCCCGUAAUUGCGCCUGGAUAAAUACAAGAGCCUCAAUUGCCUGCAUCCAUGGCAAGCAGAGACACUCCGGGCAACACAUGGGCCAAUAUUUUAUGUGCCUUCUCCUUCAGCCAAUCCAAGAAAAGCCCUGUGAAGUUGCCAUCCAGCACCAGACACUUUCCUGAGAAUAAUCACAAUGAAAGGUACUUGGAAUAAAAUAAUUCUGCUUCUUGUGCCGUGAGCUUGAUGUGAGCUUCAGAGCUUUUCAUCCAGGAGCCCUAGUGUUCGAAAAAUGGUUCGAAAAAUGA
Messenger RNA from Anolis carolinensis (green anole), 987 nucleotides. It is a transcript of the gene c4h8orf82, whose product is annotated as chromosome 4 C8orf82 homolog. The transcript is spliced from 3 exons. NCBI's taxonomy places the organism in Eukaryota, Metazoa, Chordata, Lepidosauria, Squamata, Anolidae. The record is from RefSeq and is a predicted model, not a curated record. The coding region runs from base 1 to 642 and encodes 213 amino acids.